CCAUAGAGUUCUGUGCCUGGAAUGGUGGUGUGUCGCACAGGCGCAGCAUGCUUCUGCGCCGUUUGGCAUUGGUUGGCUGUGCCCGUUUCGACCAUGCACGGCUGAACUCACCUCACCGGCCUCUCACCACCGUCGUCUUGCGAGGCCUCGUCACAUCCCACAAUCGAUGUGCCACGGCAUCGCAGAACACAGGUUGCUCAUGAUCAGAUGCUGUUCCCUUUCCAGCUCUUGCUCCGGCUGGUUACGCGGUACCGGGUCCAUUCCGUACCUUCUGUGCAGCGACGCUUCUGGUUCAAGUGCGCAUUGGAAUGACCAGCGACCCAAGCAGCACCUUGCCAUGACACAAACACCGGGCCAUCAAACACUCGGCUCGCCUGUCCUUCCUGCACACAGCCCGAGAGUCCUUCAGGCGGCGUCGUUCGCGAGUCGUUCAUGCACUCCUGCAUCCGCUCCGGCAGGUCCAACAAAACAAGGUUUGUUUCGAAACCGAUCGGCGGCCGCACACCACACGGUUGAGGACGCGCUCCGUGCCGUUCGCAGCGGCGCGCCAAGCUCGGUCCCGUGGCAUGGCAUGACGGCCGCCAACGUCGACCCACUUGCCUGCAGCUCGUCACGACUACCCCGCAAACUGGGCAAGCAGGUUGGACGACAACACGAGACGCAGUGUGCGUCAGAUAUCGCAGCCGAGGUGGCUGGAGCCUCGCCGUGGUCACACGGGCGGCCUUCCACGGCCCUUCGCGUAGGGAGCGCGGCUGCUUUGAGCCCGCCAGGUGCACAGCUGCAUUCUUCGGCUCCUGCCGACGUCGACACAGCAGCAGAGACAUGCCACGUACAAGCGGCCCGCGAAGGACGUGAUGCUUCGGCUGCCGGUUCGACCGGUUCGCAGGAGGUCAGCUGGCACGGAUCGCGACGAGCCUGCUUGCUUAUUUCGACGUCGCGAUCGGGGCGGGACGCACGCAGUAAGCGCCCGGCUGCAGCCACGCACAAAGACGCUCCGAGCGAGUGCUGCAGCAGCCAGACAGGAAGGGACGAAUAGACACCACCAGCGUCUCCACGACGUAUGAAGCCACAAAGUAGAUCAGCCCAGCGUGAAUGUCAAGAUACCCAUUGCAUCACACCCCCUCCCCAACUCAGCCGCCUGCACCCAC
Boeremia exigua is the source of this 1148-nucleotide messenger RNA. RefSeq lists its product as uncharacterized. Bases 167 to 1036 code for a protein of 289 amino acids. The record is from RefSeq and is a predicted model, not a curated record. NCBI's taxonomy places the organism in Eukaryota, Fungi, Ascomycota, Dothideomycetes, Pleosporales, Didymellaceae. The transcript has a single exon.